Rhagoletis pomonella (apple maggot) is the source of this 1246-nucleotide messenger RNA. RefSeq lists its product as uncharacterized. NCBI's taxonomy places the organism in Eukaryota, Metazoa, Arthropoda, Insecta, Diptera, Tephritidae. The transcript has a single exon. The annotation marks the transcript as partial. The record is from RefSeq and is a predicted model, not a curated record.
AUGACAAAGGGCAUUGACGACACUCAAUUCCAGGAAUUCAACAAAUUUCAUAUUGCAUCGAUUUCGAGAUGUGACGCUGUCUUCAAGGAAAAACGGAAAACACAAAACAAAAAACUGGAAAAGCUGCUAUCUACCAGAACAACAACUACUUACACGCCAUCAGUGAAGCCAGUAUCUGACUUAGUAGUUAACAUGUCCAAGGAAAUUUUCGGUGCAGACGAGUUGGAAUUAUUAAACAGGGGGCUAAACUUCACAGUGAAGCCAAAGAAGGAACCAAUUAUCGACAUCAUUGCAGAUAUAGAGUCCUCUAUACAGUACAAAACACCAGAUGUUAAAAAGAGCAUAAGAGACGCCGCAUUACCGCUCAUCAAAAGUUCACAACAACAAAAACACAAACAUAAAAACAAGUGGCUUAAUACACUAAACAAAUUACAACAAAAAGACGUUUUCUACAUGAAAUCGGACAAAGGCAACAAAGUAGUAAUAAUGGAUAAGCAGGAGUAUGAUAAAAGAAUGAAGGAAUCAAUCCAAGAAGACAAUUUCUCCGUUUCCAGUAAAUCACCGCUUAACGCUAUGAAAAAAGAUGCCAAAGUCGCUACGGACUCUAUUUGCCAGGCCUUUGGUGUGAACAAAUACCAUUUAAUUGUUUCAAAUCCCUCCGUUCCUUUGAUGUAUGGACUCCCAAAAGUUCAUAAAAAUGGAAGCAAAAUGCGGAAAAUCGUGUCGAACAUAAAUUCACCCCUUUCAAACAUUGCCCGCUGGUUAGUGAAGGAUUUAAAGAAAUUCGGUUCCUUCGAUGGUUACUCUGUAAAAAAUUCAUUGGAUUUUAUAGAAAAAGUGCGUGACAUUGAAAUUGAAAAAGAUGAAAUAAUGAUUUCUUUUGAUGUUGAAGCCCUUUUUCCGUCGAUUCCUGUCGAUACGGCCAUUGAAGCAAUUCAAAACCACUUAAAUAAAUUCAGUUUACCUGAAGACAAGUUCAAUGCAUACUUAAAUGCUAUUAAAAUCUGUAUGAAACACAAUUGCUUUCAAUUUCGCGGCGUUUACUACAACAACAACUUCGGCUGUAGCAUGGGUAACAGUCUAUCACCAUAUGUAGCAGAAGCUUUUAUGUGCAAUUUCGAAUCGCAACUCAAAAGUGAAGGUGUUUUGCCACGAAUUUGGCUUAGAUAUGUAGACGAUACUUUCGCCAUAGUGAAAAUAUCCGACAUAGAUAAAAUACUCGGAACACUCAACAGCCGCUAUCCGA